Lactuca virosa is the source of this 2073-nucleotide messenger RNA. NCBI's taxonomy places the organism in Eukaryota, Viridiplantae, Streptophyta, Magnoliopsida, Asterales, Asteraceae. The record is from the annotation of a GenBank genome assembly.
AUGAAUUUCACUCAUCUCCUACGAUCUUUUACCAACACAAGCUCAGCUCCCAAAGGCAGAGCAGUUCACGCCAUGCUUAUCAAAUCUGGAUUCUUCCCAGAUGUUUACACGUACAACCAUUUAAUCACAAUGUACUGUAAAACAAACCGUAUUAAUGAUGCCCGCCUAGUGUUCGAUAAAAUGCCUCAAAGAAACCUUAUUUCUUGGACGACUUUAAUUUCGUCUUAUUCUCAUAUGGGUUUCUCGGAUGAAGCUUUGGAUUGUUUUAGAUCAAUGGUCGCUGAUGGCUUUGCUCCGAAUCACUACACCUACGUCAGUGCUUUAUCUGCCUGUGCUAACUUAGGUGUUUUGAUCACAGGUAAAGAAAUUCAUGCAAUGAUUAUAAAGUUCGAGAACAAAUUAAACAGCUUUGUAGAAAAUUCUUUGGUUAAUUUCUAUGGUAAAUGCGGGAUGCUGAGGAAUGCAAUGUCUAUUUUUAAUGAAAUUUUGGACCCAAACGAGGUUUCUUGGACUUCACUCGUUUCAUGUGCUUGUCAAUGUGGAGAAUACUUUGAAGGAAUAAAGAUUUUCUCCAAAUCCCACAAAGCAGCAGUAAAGAUCAAUGAAUUUGCAUGUGCAACUGUUCUUGGUGCUUCUGCUGCUGUAGAAAACAUGAAUCUUGGCAUUCAACUCCAUUCAUACACAAUAAAAUGCGGAAUUAGAAUGGACCAAUUUGUCAUCACUGGAUUAGUCAACAUGUAUGCUAAAUGUGGUCAACUAGAAAUGGCUCUACAAGCUUUUCAUGAAGUCAACAACCCUCAUUUAACCACAUACACUGCACUCAUCCAGGGUUUUGUCCAACAAGGCAAAGGUAAAGAAGCCACUAAUCUUUUCCUUAAAUUACAUUCUUCAAAUCACAAACCAAAUGAAAGAACAUUUGCAACUAUUCUUGGAGCUUUCAUUGACACAAAAGAAAUCAAAAUCGGGACACAACUCCACUCGUUAAUUACAAAACUCGGUUACAUUUCCUUCACCUUUGUCGGGAAUUCACUUAUCGACUUCUAUUCCAAAAACGCCCUUCUCCAAGAAUCUUUAAAGAUUUUCCAAGAAAUGACUCAACACGAUGUUGUCACAUGGAACACACUCAUUUCUGGACAUAUGAAUUUAAAUUGUCACGAAGAAGCUUUACAGCUUCUUCGUGACAUGUUGUUCAAAGGAUUUGAACUCAAUCUUUACACUUAUUCAAGCAUUUUAAACAUAUGUGGCAAUCUGCCAGCUGUCGAGUGGGGGAAACAGACACAUGGAUGCAUCGUGAAGCACAAAUUUGAUUCAAAUGUUGUGGUUGGAAGUGCCCUUAUUGAUAUGUACGCGAAAUGCGGACGAUUAUCGAAUGCGCGUGUAAUUUUCGAUAAAUUUAAUUCGAAAAACAUUGUUUUGUGGAAUACGAUGAUAAAUGGAUACGCACAUCAUGGUCAUGGUAAAGAAAGUUUAGAAAUUUAUGAUAUGAUGUUGAAUUGUGGAGUAAAACCUAAUAGUGUGACAUUUAUUGGUGUUUUAUCUGCUUGUGGUCAUUCCGGGCUUCUAGAAGAAGGGUUACACCAUUUCCGUUGUAUGAGAAAUUACGAUAUUACCCCUGGAACCGAUCAUUUAGCGUGUAUGGUUAAUUUGUUUUCGCGUAAAGGGCAAACGAAGUUGGCGUUGGAUUUUAUAAAUAGUUUUGAUAUUAAACCGGAUAAGGUGGUGUGGAGGUGUCUUUUAUCGGGUUGUAGAAUAAAUAAAGAUUUUGAAUUGGGAAAAUAUGCUGCUGAGAAAAUUCUUAGUAUUGAUCCGGAUGAUGUUUCGGCGCAUAUCAUGUUGUCGAAUAUUUAUGGUGAGUUAAAUAUGUGGCAUGAAAUUGCGAAAGUUAGGAAAGUUAUGAAAGAUAAGGUACUGAAAAAGGACACGGGGUAUAGUUGGAUUGAGUUGAAGAACAAAACGUAUUUGUUUUCUUCGGGGCAGGAUGGUAAUUUUGAAGCGGAGUGCGUAUUGGAAGUUUUGAAUGUAUUGAAUGAGCAAUUGUUUGAUGAAGGAUAUGUGCCUGGUGGCAUGUUAUAA